Molecule: messenger RNA, 1416 nt
Organism: Eremothecium sinecaudum
Lineage: Eukaryota; Fungi; Ascomycota; Saccharomycetes; Saccharomycetales; Saccharomycetaceae
Gene: GCN5
Product: histone acetyltransferase GCN5
Exons: 1
Coding region: 1-1416 (471 amino acids)
Biological process (GO): positive regulation of transcription by RNA polymerase II; chromatin remodeling
Cellular component (GO): histone acetyltransferase complex
Molecular function (GO): histone H3 acetyltransferase activity; protein binding
Source: RefSeq, a predicted model, not a curated record
AUGCCUCUUAAGAGAAGAAAAAACACUCAGAAAGGGGAUGUGAAAAAGGUAAAGGUAAAAGCUGAAAUAAAAGAUCAAACAGACCAUAUAGACAUUACAGAGCCUGUUGAAGAUAAGGAAAGGAUUAGCAUCUCAAAUUAUAAUGAUGAUGAUGAUGAUGACGAUGACGAAGAGGAUGAUGACGACGACUAUGAAGAAGAAAAUGAAGAAAAUGAUGAAGAUGUCAUAAAUAAAGAAAAUGAAAGUAAUGAUAAGAGUGCAACCGAUGACGCAACUCAAAAAAUUAAUGAGGAAGUGGAUGAUGAAGAAAAGGGAAUUGUUAAGUUCACUUUUGAUGGUGUGGAAUAUAAGUUCAAAGAGCGGCCAAGUGUUGUAGAGGAAAAGGAAGCGAAAAUCGAAUUUCGAGUUGUUAAUAAUGAUAAUACGAAGGAGAAUAUGAUGGUCCUAACGGGAUUGAAGAAUAUUUUUCAAAAACAGCUACCCAAAAUGCCUAAGGAGUAUAUUGCGAGGUUGGUAUAUGAUAGAUCACACUUAUCAAUGGCCGUUAUACGGAAGCCACUUACGGUAGUGGGUGGUAUAACUUAUAGGCCGUUUGAAAAGGGUUCAUUUGCAGAAAUUGUUUUCUGUGCGAUCAGUUCCACUGAGCAAGUGCGUGGUUAUGGUGCACACUUGAUGAAUCAUUUGAAAGAUUAUGUGCGGGCUACAUCCAACAUCCAAUAUUUUUUAACGUACGCCGAUAACUAUGCCAUUGGAUACUUCAAGAAGCAAGGCUUUACGAAGGAAAUAACGCUGGAUAAGAGGAGAUGGAUGGGAUAUAUAAAGGAUUACGAGGGAGGUACAUUGAUGCAGUGUAGUAUGCUUCCUAGGAUACGAUAUUUGGAUGCGGCCAAAAUCCUGCUUUUACAAGAAGCGGCAAUCCAGCGAAAGAUACGAACGAUCUCUCAGAGUCAUAUUGUAAGGCCUGGAUUAGAUAAGUUUAAAGACCUUGACAACAUCAAACCUAUAGACCCAAUGUGCGUUCCAGGGCUCCGUGAGGCUGGUUGGACUCCGGAGAUGGACGAAUUAGCCCAAAGGCCAAAGCGAGGCCCUCACUAUGCUGCCAUUCAAAACGUUCUUACGGAAUUGCAGAAUCACGCAGCUGCUUGGCCAUUUUUACAACCUGUUAAUAAAGAAGAAGUUCCUGAUUACUAUGAAUUCAUAGAGGAACCUAUGGACCUAAGUACCAUGGAAAUUAAACUGGAGAACAACAGAUACGAAAAAAUGGAGGAUUUUAUUUACGACGCAAGGUUGAUAUUCAACAAUUGCAGGUCGUAUAACGGUGAAAAUACCUCAUAUUUUAAGUAUGCUAAUAGACUCGAAAAGUUUUUCAACACUAAGGUAAGAGAGAUUCCUGAAUACUCCCAUCUAAUAGACUAA